UCAUUCAAUGACUACAUGUACCACAAUGCACUGCGGCUGUCAGUUUAGCCGAGCACUGUACUGCCUUACAGGCGAACGGCUAAGACCAUACUGACAUACGGACUGGCUUGCUCGCUUUCAGUGCUUCUAACAUGGAUCAAGACAACAAUUCAGAGGAUGACUCAGUCGGUCCAUCAGAGGAUCCCUCAGAAGAGGAACUGCCUUGUCUACCACCAGGGCUCUCGGAUGGUGAAGCAAUGGAGUUGCUAUGGCAGUUGCGUGCCCAACGCCGCCAGUCAUCCCCUGAGCUCCCAGAAACAGUGACCUGUCUUACUGCCCCUGAUGGUAGCCUCCUAUACCUGGUGGGCACUGCCCACUUCAGUGACAGCAGCAAAAACGAUGUGGCCACGACAAUCCGUGCUGUACAGCCAGACGUGGUGGUGGUGGAGCUGUGCCAGUACAGGGUGUCUAUGCUAAAGAUGGACGAGAAUACACUGCUGAGGGAAGCCAAAGAUAUCAACCUGGAGAAGGUUCAGCAGGCCAUCAAACAGAAUGGGCUGAUGUCUGGCCUGAUGCAGAUUCUCCUGCUCAAAGUUUCAGCUCACAUCACGGAGCAGCUGGGCAUGGCUCCUGGAGGAGAGUUUAGAGAGGCCUUCAAAGAGGCUGGACGGGUACCGUUCUGUAAAUUUCAUCUUGGGGACAGGCCAAUCCCUGUGACAUUCAAGAGAGCCAUUGCUGCUCUCAGUCUGUGGCAAAAGGCCCGUCUGGCUUGGGGUCUUUGCUUUCUGUCAGAUCCAAUCAGUAAAGAGGACGUAGAGAAGUGCAAACAGAAGGACCUGCUGGAGCAGACCAUGUCAGAGAUGAUCGGCGAGUUUCCUGCUCUCCACCAGACAAUCGUGGCUGAAAGGGACAUCUACCUCACACACACACUUCGCCAGGCAACUCGCUGUGUGGAGGCCCCCCCUAAUGCCCAGAAAGUGCCUGCUGUGGUGGUGGGAGUUGUAGGGAUGGGUCAUGUCCCUGGCAUAGAAAGAAAUUGGGAGAAGCAGCUCAACAUUAAUGAAAUCAUGAGUGUUGCACCUCCCUCACGUUUUGGCUGGGUGUUGUGCACGGUCAUAAAGGGUGUCAUGAUGGGAAUGCUGGGAUAUGCCUGUUACCGUGCAGGAGGGAGUUUGGGCAGAGUCAUUCUGGCUUUACCUGCAGUCCAAUCUUUACUGAAGACUCUGCGGCCACCCCCUGCUUGACCCCACUGAUCUCCUCGAAGCCAUCAAUGACAUGACCGUUGAUCUAAUAAAACAAUGCAUCUAUCACCAAUGGCCUUAAAACAGGAGGUGAGGCUGGAGGAAAGGUUUCACCAGCCCACACGAUGAACAGGCAAGGACCUCAGGGGGUCAGGACCCUCCCACCUCAUAUUGAUGUCCCUGCAGACACAGCAGGGCUGUACUGCCAAAGAAGCCAUGACAGUACUUUCAUAUUUCGUGCAAAUUCUGCAUUUUGUAAGGUUUACAUAUUCCAGUAAUUCCCCUUGAAUAGAUUUAGACCCCUCCCACCACCAUUCCUUUAAGUGACUUACAGUUUUUAUUUGACAAGUAUCAUGUUCAGUCACGUGCCCUGAUUGAGCCAUUUUCCAAGAGGCACACUUUUCUAAUGCUGUCUUCUUAUUCCUUCUCUUUUCUGGUGCCAACCAGCAUUUUCAGUAAAUGGCCCAUUUCAAGUCCAGCACUUUAUAAGAGACUGGUAGAGUCUUGUACUUUAUAUGCAGCCAAUGGAAAGGGAAAAGAAAGUAAAACAUUAAGUCAGUCAUAACUUUAAAAAAGACAUUACAAAAAUAUUGUCCAUGAACUCUAUAAAAACCUUCUGUUUCUAUAGUUGGUGCAUAGAGAAUCUACUUUUUGAAAUGUAUAUUCUUCAAAACACAUCAGGAUUGGCAUAAAACAAAAUUGACUUAUUCCACGUGUGCAUAGUCCUCCCAAGUCAACAGACAAGUGCCUCAUACAGCAGUAAGGGCUUAUGGUAAACUAAAUUAAAUGGCAAAUGUGUGUUAUAUGCAUCUUACAUAUUCUACAACCAGAUGGUCAAUGCAAGUUUCUAAUAUUUUGUCUUUAUAUGAUUACAUGACACACAUUUUUUAUAGAUAUAGACCAUCUAGUUUGUGUUGUCUUGGCUUCAACUGAAAGCGUACCAUCGCCCCCCCAUUUUGUGGUCACUCUUACAUUCAACGGAGACCUGACACAGGAACGGACUGGCAUUAAUGUGCCUCUGGAUGAGCCAAAAAUUUCCCUUGUAAUUUGUACAUUUGAUUGUAUGUCCUCUAGGCAGUCUCACACCAGGGUUCAUACUUGACAGAAAUAUGCACCUUGUACAGAAAGGUAUAUCUGAAAACCUAACAAGAGAACAUCUGUCAUUCAGCACACAUGAUAUAUGCAGUCUUAUAGCUCGUAAUAUAGGGAUCGAGAUGAUAAUAAUCAGUUUGUUUCUUUCAAAUGAAGUAUUAAACUUGACCAUAAUGAUUUCUCAGUGGAAAUGCCAUCAAGGGAAAUUUGUUAUGAGCUUGUUUUGACAACUCUGAAGGAAGCCGACAGUUUAGAUUGGUCAGAGUUGGGAGGUAAAGCCUUACCCUGCUAUCACUGCUGCCUUUGACACUCAGAUUCCCCUCUCAGCUGAGGCACUGACCUGUGUCCUUAGUAUAGAGCUUAUUGCACAUGUCAGAACUGGCUAUACGACAUCCCUAGAACUUUAUGUGGGAGGUAUCUAAAUGAAUCCAACAUGCUGUUGAUGUUGAAAUGGUUACAAGGCCGUAAACCCACAUGAACUUCCAGAUGUUCUCAGUUUUAAUUGUAAGUGAUUUUAUGUCCAGUAUUCAAAUAUUUUGAUGUAUUAUAAGAGAUGACGGUGUAAUUUGUGAAAUUGUCCAAUUAAGUAAUAUGGAACUUGAAUAAACAAUGCAGUGCCAUUUUAUCCUAGAAACAUAAUUAAACCACUUGCAAGUAAGCCACAUAUUGACUAACCCAGACUAUGAGUCUUCCAAUUGGUAAAAUAGUUUCUUGCUUUUUUAUGAGAUAUUGAGAAGGUGGAGGAAAGAUGUAGCCAUGCCUCUCAGUCCCUUAGUAGUAUAAGACAGGUAAACAUGUCUGUUUUCCUCUGAAGUUAUUUCCAAAGGUUUUAUUUGCUGUAUGUUUGAGAAUUGCCAAGAGACAUCAGUAUGAAUGCCUGUAUUUGUUGUCAGGUUUGUUUUUCCCCACACCCUUGUGUGGUAUUGUCAUUGUUACCAAACCAAACAUUAAAUCCUAACUUUUGAGUAAAUAUAAA
Messenger RNA from Scatophagus argus, 3288 nucleotides. It is a transcript of the gene trabd, whose product is annotated as TraB domain containing. Bases 132 to 1223 code for a protein of 363 amino acids. The transcript is spliced from 10 exons. The record is from RefSeq and is a predicted model, not a curated record. NCBI's taxonomy places the organism in Eukaryota, Metazoa, Chordata, Actinopteri, Scatophagidae.